Aspergillus niger is the source of this 3066-nucleotide messenger RNA. RefSeq lists its product as uncharacterized. Gene Ontology annotation, cellular component: membrane. The annotation marks the transcript as partial. Gene Ontology annotation, molecular function: ABC-type transporter activity; ATP hydrolysis activity; ATP binding. Lineage: Eukaryota; Fungi; Ascomycota; Eurotiomycetes; Eurotiales; Aspergillaceae. The record is from RefSeq and is a predicted model, not a curated record. The transcript is spliced from 2 exons.
AUGCAGCAGUGUUUCCGGAAAAAGAAGGAGGCAUAUAUUCGGCCGGUUGGGACGCCGAGCGCGUCUGAUUUCCAUCAGGCAGACAUUUGCUUCAACCCAGCCGAAUUCCUCAUAGAGAAUAUCACAACAACCACAUGGUUAAACAGCGCAUCAGAGCUGCCUGUACAGCGCUUGGGGCCAUUUCGAGGCUUGUUGACAGAUGCUCUUGAGACGGUCGCCCUUCCGGCACAGCUUCUGGAUUCUCCUGUGUCAUUUGGCCAGACACCGGGAAUUUGGACAAAAUGGAAAGUUACGACAAAGCGCACAAUGGUGGUAUGUAUAAGAGAUAUCCAGUCGCUUAUUGGAAUCGGUUGUACGAUUGCCGUGCUGGCUGCCAUCCUUGGAUGGGUAUUUUGGCACUUGGAUGGAUCCCUUGCAGGAAUCCGUUCCCGGCAAGGAAGCCUCUGGGAUGCUACGGGUCUUUAUGGGUAUCUGAUGUUGAUCAGCGAGAUCUGUCGAUUGUUAGGAGAUGUAAAAUACUUUGACCACGAACGGAGGGAACAGCUCGUUGGUCCCGUCAUCUUCAUUCUCAGUCGCCGAGCAGUGAAGCUAAUACUGGAGGACCUCAGCUUGCCGACGUUGUUCACUCUCAUAUACUAUCCCAUGGUGGGCUACCGAGACAGCAAAUCGCAAGUCUUCUUCUUCUGGUUAAUGAUGUUUCUUACGCAUAUCAAUGCUGUUGGGUUUGCCACUGUAUCUGUCGCCACGACUCGAAACUUUUACGGAGCUAUAUUCAUAGGGAAUAUGUACUUCACGUUGCAGACAGCGGCCUCGGGGUACUUUUUGCAGGCGAAUCAGAUACCGCUAUAUGUGCAGUGGCUGAAAUGGUUAACGACAACGUUUUAUACCUUCAGCGCCAUUUGUACCCUUGAAUAUGUUGGAUACAAUGGUUCCAAUCCCGGGUAUCUAUACGAUUGCCCCUAUUCUCAUGAUGUGCGUGAUCCUCAAUGCAAAGAGUACACGGGUGCCUUUAUCAUGGACAGCCUAUGGCUUCCAAGUGGUGGGAUCUGGAAACAUGUUCUAGUCUUGUGCGCAUUUGCUAUAUUUUAUCAAGGCUCUGCGAUUGCGAUAUUCCGUGUUAAAACAGCUGGCCGACUUUGGUACGUGGCAGGCGCAGAAAAUAAGGGAAGCGAAGCAUCUCCACGCGAGAAGCCAUCUGUUCCUUAUCCAACUCAAUCCCACCACAGCUAUAUACAAUUUCAUGAGCUAGAGCUCUACAAGACAUAUUCGCCGACAUGGACACGGCCUAGGCGAAGAUCGGCUCGGAUCAUUGGUCCAGUAUCACUCUUUUUUCGCUCCGGAAGACUGAAUGUAAUUAUGGGGGCUUCGGGAAGCGGCAAGACGACCUUACUGAAUGCCCUAGCUGGGAGACUCGCCACAUCUUUGAGGUCAUCGUGGGAGUCCCUGGGAUCUAUUACAUUGAAGGCUCUCCAAUAAGCAGCCAGAAACUCCGUGGUUUAGUAUCAUAUGUUCCGCAGGAUGACUAUAAUCUUCUUCCCACUCUGACAGUUCGAGAAACAUUGUACUUUGCUACUGAAUUGAGAUGUUCUGGGUCCGUCCCCUCACACGAGCGGAAAAGGCGGGUGGAGGACAUGGUCAAGCGGUUUGGGUUAGAAUCCUGCGCCAAUACGAUUGUGGGAUCGACCUCCAAUAAAGAAAUCAACGGUGGUGAGAAGCGACGCCUGUCAAUAGCCUGUGAAGUCGUAACAGAACCAAGAGUGCUGGUUCUUGACGAGCCAACCUCUGGCCUGGACUCGCGUACUGCUCUCUCCGUUCUUGAGCUGCUUCAUCAACUAUCGUCCGAUGGAUGUACCGUCAUCCUCUCCAUUCAUCAACCAUCCUCCGCCAUGUGGGCACUGAUUUCGGCCUGUCUCCUUCUCAGCCCGGACGGCCGUCCCGUGUACGCGGCGGAUGCGAGCCAGAUGGCUUCCUACUUUGACUGUCUCGGAUACACCUGUCCCCAUACCGCAAGCCUGGCUGACUUCGUUAUUGAUAUAACAGCUGGCUCUUCUUCUCGGGAAUUAGAAAGCCUAAUAGAUAAGUGGACGCAUUGGCAGUCAUCAGAAAUGUCGACAGCUUCAGAAACCCCUACCCUCUGGCAUCUUGACCCCUCUGGCCCCCAAACCAAAUGCCGCCGCUUCAUUCCUACUACCCGCGUCCUCCUGCACCGCGCCUACCUCAACAUGCUCCGCAGCCCUCUCUCUUUGUUCGUGCGGCUUAGCCAAUGCCCAGGUAUGGGUCUUAUCUGGACCAUAUUCGUGGCGCCCCUGCACAAAGACUACAAUUCGAUCCAGACACGUAUGGGCCUCAUGAUACAGUACGGCCCGGUAGCAUUCAUCGGCAUGCUCCAGAACAUCGCGACCUUUCCAGCCGAGCGAGAUCUCUUCGAGCUUGAAUCCUCCAUGCACUUGUACGGUGCUACAGCCUUCCUCACCCAAUACACGGCCAUCGAACUCCCUUUGGAGAUAAUUGCAGCCGGAAUUUUCAGCAUUCUCUUUGCCUACGCCGCGCAGCUAGGUCCCACAGCGACUGAGCUCGGCGUCUGCUUCUUGACUGCAGUGUGUACGCUUAACACCGGCGAGUCUUUGAGUAAUGCUCGCGUGUCUCGCUUUUGGACGGAACCUCAGCCUGGCUGUGAACUGCACGUCGGCGUUGUUGUCUAUAUUUACUAUGCUUGGGGGGACGAUGAGUCUGAGUCCACCGCGCAUUUUGCAGUGGUUUAAUCAUAUCUCGCCUGUCAAAUAUGCUAUUGAUAAUCUGGCGUACUACUGUCUGACUGGCUUGGAGCUGCAGUGUACGGAUAGUCAGCGUCGGGCGGAUGGGUCGUGUCCUCUUCAGACCGGGGAGCAGGCUUUAAAACUUUAUGACUUGGAUACAGAUCAUCCGGAGAUUAGACUGGUUGCUGGUGUAGUGCUGAUGGUGGGGUAUCGGCUGUUAGUGUGGGUUGUGUUGAUGCUGCAGGUUAGGUGUCGGAAUGGGUUCGGUUAUCAAAGGUGGGUAAAGGUCAGGACGAGGCGUGAGAACUAG